Daphnia carinata is the source of this 1050-nucleotide messenger RNA. RefSeq names its product coiled-coil domain-containing protein 137-like. The transcript has 2 exons. Lineage: Eukaryota; Metazoa; Arthropoda; Branchiopoda; Diplostraca; Daphniidae. The record is from RefSeq and is a predicted model, not a curated record. Bases 131 to 1018 code for a protein of 295 amino acids.
UACACGUGACAGAAAACUGGAAAUUGUUUUCUACAAUUACAAUUGUGCUAAAACUUUUAAAGAUUGUCAGACACUAGUUUUGUUCCACCCUAGUUAUUGUAUUUGUACCGAAUGACAAAGUGCACUUACAAUGGGUAGGAAAAUUCCAGCAAAGAGACAUCAUGGAGUGAAAGAUCCAGAGAAGCAAGCCGAGCGUCGUAACGCCAAAAUCAAGUUGAAAAUUAACGAAGCUCCUGCAAAUAUUGACGACCAAGAGGUUCCCAAAAAACUGAAGAACUUGUUUGAAAGAAAGAAAUACAAAAAAAUGAAGCUGAUUGAUGACGAGCCUGCACCAGUAACAAAAACUGGUAAAGCAGAAGCUAACCCAUACAGACCUCAACGUCCCAUUAAAAAAAUACCCAAGUUUGAAAGAUAUCCAGGAGAAUCAGACCGUGAUUUUCUAUGGCGAACUGAAUUAACAACUAGAGAUUACCUAAAGAAAGCCAAAUUUGAGGACAAGUAUGAUGUUGAUGUGGAAACGAAUGAAAAAACAGGUGAAAUGGAUAUUAAGAAACGGGAUAAGUACCUAAAGUUUAUUGAAGAUGGAGUGAAAAUCGAACCUAAAAACAAAUGGGAGAAAAAGAAAUUGAAGAAACUGGAAAAGCUGCAGCAAGAACGAGAAGAAAGGAAAAAACUGAAGAAAGAAAAAUUCAAAAUGAGAAAACUCUUUAAGAAAAAUAAAAGAUUGAAGCAAGAUGACUUUUCUGUAUUGAAGCAGGACAAGGUUGAAUUCGGCGAUGUCGCUGAACGACCCCCUACACUUACAGCCAAACCUAGAAAAUCAAAUGCUAUGCAAAACCCCGGAAACCGUGAUCUAUUGCUCAAAAAUACGGAGCAAAACGACAAACCUUCGUCCAGCCUGAGUGGCAAAAGAAAAGAUCUUUCAGCCCUCGAUAGAGUAAAACUAGAGGAGGAACGUCAAAGAGUUGUAGAUCUCUACCGAAAGAUGCAAGCAUUAAAAAAUGCCAAUAGAGCCUGAACAUUUAAAUCAAUACAACAAUUUUCCCUGAA